UGGGUUUUUAGCCGGCGGCGGGCAAGGGAAAAUAUAAGAAAUUCCCAUCUUUUGCGCUUGCGCUUAUCGAAAAGCUCACCUCUCGUCCAGGCGGUCGUGCGUUUCGCUGUUCUGUUCAGUGAACCGGUGAAAGCGCCGCGACGCCAAGCGCCGCUGUCGGAAUCGCGAAAGUCCUUUUUUUUCAACAAAAAAAAAAAAAAAACAAACAAAAAUACCCCCCCGACCCCCAAAAAAAUUACAUAAUGAAACAAAUAAAAAAUCACCAAUACUCCCUCCCAUUACUGCGCAAAGAAAGACACUAAACUAAUUAUAUAAAUUUCUAAAAAAAGUACAAAAAAAAUGAAGAAGGAACAAAAAAGUAUAUGAAAAAAUUUUCGCGAUUUUUCACAAAUUAUAAUUCGCAGGGAAAGUUUGUAUUUUCACAUCUGGAUGGCGAUAUAAGCGUUUAGUAUUUAUUAACGACUGAUGUCGCUGCUAGACAGCAGUGCUUGGAGGUUAAGUUACAAUAAACACGAACUUGGUGACUGUGCACUCGAACAGAACAGAUGAAAGGGUACCGAGAGCACACGUGAUCAACCACGUGUGUAUAAUUUCCCCAAAGUCACUAUCAAUAAUAAUUAUCGCGACUUAUCCUUCGAAAAAAAACCCUUUCUUCAAAUUUUACCCCUCCCUUUUUUCCCCCAAAAAAACGUAAUUUUACCCAUCCGACAAUCUUUUCUUCGACAGUACCUAUACAAUUAUUGUUUGACAACAAAAUAACAGGGAUUUUUUUCUCAAUCUUCAUUUUUUGGGUUUUAAAUUAAAAUUGAGAGAAAAAUUAUUGUGCAAAAGAAGAGAUGGGGAAGUUAUUUUAAGUGAGGACAUCAGGAGGAAUGGAGAAAAAAAAUCGCAUGUUCGACAUGCAUUUAGUUUCAGGAACCUUGGGCUUUAGAGGAACUUAGAGAGUGAGAGGGACACGGAACCGCAAGAUUUCCAUAAACGGUCUUUCAACAUGAACACAAUACAUUAUCAAUUCAACACAUCUACAUAAUAUAGGGAUUGCAUAACGAGGGGUGGGUGAUUGUGAAAUGAUAAAAUGUUGAAGAAGACUACUUAGGCAUGCAUGUGCAUAGAGAGCAAGAGAACACGUACAUUAUAUGUAUAUGUAUACUGCAUAUUAGGGAAUAAAAGCAGGAAUAAAAGUAAAACGAACUUGAACACACGCUUGUUCUUCACUUCAAUUUGCAGUUAAUAUACGCAACGAGAGAAAUUCCGGUGACUAGAGGGGAUUUAAAGAAAAAAUUCAUACGCGAAAAGGUGAAAAAUAAUUCACAAUGAAUCGUUCAACGACAGUGUCGUCAAUUUUUGACGUGACAAGCAGCUUACAAGAAAUGAUCAAAGUGAAUUCAGGAAUGUCAUUGGACAAGGCGAGUCUCUUCAACAACGAUCCUGAUGUAUCACCUGUGACCUUAUCAGAAGACUGGUCCCGUGUAGCUCGUCUCUUACUUCUCGCAUCUUUAGCCGUUGUUGGAAGUGUUGGAAAUGUUUUUAUGAUUUCCGCAGUGAUGGUCGAGGACCAUUUGAGAAAAAUAGGAAAUGCAUUUCUGGUGAAUGUCGCCUUAGCGGAUCUGAUGGUGACAGGUCUGGUUUUACCAGCGUCUGCAAUUGUCAUUUUGGCAGGACAUAAAGAAUCUUUGGGCAUUUGUCGCUUCGAAUUCACCUUGGAAGCGUUAUGCUUUUUAGUAACAGUAUUGACACUGGCAGCAAUUGCUGUCGAAAAUUACAUGCGUCUGUGCCUUCCAGUCGAAAGGUACGCGAUACUGACACCGGGACGUGUAACAAGUUCAAUCCUCCUCGUCUGGGCAGUGGCAGCAACGGCAAUAGGUCUUCAAUCAUCAUUUGAUCUUGGACCGGACUUCUGCAAUAGACGCUUUAAUGGCAUUGCAAUGGAGCAGGCUGUCGGUGCCAGUAUUCUGGUGGGCCUUCCAGUUCUCCUAACAAUUCUAGUCUAUCUAAUGCUAGUGACACGAGUUCGUCGAGCGACACGUGGCUCAUAUAAACCACCGGUCGCCUUCUCAUGGGACUAUGAACUCACUAAAACAAAUAUCUACAGUUUUUUUCUCUUCGCAAUAUUCUGGAUGCCAUUGGGCGUUGCACUUUGGGUUAGUUCCGUCCGUCCUGUUAAAGCUCGUGUCUUCAUUAAUCUCGCAUGGUUUGCCCUAUCAAAAUCGUGCGUUAAUAAUUUACUUUAUUGCGUCGUCGAUCGUCACUUUCGUAAUGCUUACGUGAAACUUUUUCACUAUUGCUGCUUUAAAACGACAGUGAGCUUCUCGCGAAGAACACGAGGCGAAGUAUCACGUUCUGGCGAUGUUAAAUUACGAGUACACAUUAUUCAUUCCUAUGCAACCAGUCCAGCGUCCUACUGCCGUCCCACUAUUGCCAAUAGACCCAAUGGACGUGACGUCUAUGAGCUUUAAAUAUUUAUUUCUCUAUCAAAUUUCUACGAAUUCUCGAGAUUUUAUAUCAUUUCUGGGUUUUUUUUUCUUUUUGCUAAAAUUGUACUAUGGAAAAAUUCUAAUAUAAGAAAUUAAAUUUUUAAGAGUUUAAGAAUUUUUAAACAUCAGUAUAUUCUCAAAAAGAAUAAACUAUUAAAUAAACUAUAUAGUUUGAGAAUUAAAAUGGCCAGAAAUGAUCCAAUAUUUUUUGACUUCUUUUAAAAUCCAAAAACAAUGAAAUUUCUUUUUCUUCUUUCCUCGUAUCUUUUCAUCAAACCUCAUUUCUUUUUUAACUGCGGUAAUACCAAGGCAAGAAAAAGUUACUCAACUAUAGGUACAAAUUUAUGACCCGAACCAAAAGACUUAAAUCAGAAAUGUUUAGUACCCUAACACAGCAAUAUUUCACGAAUUUACGAUGAAAAAUGAAAUAGAAUGAGAUUUCAUCUAUAUUGCAAAGCAUAAAACAUGGUUUUGGUUUGGAUGCUUUAUCUCUGACUUAAGUAAUAUUUAUCAUUGACUCUUUUUUCUUUUCGAUAAUUUACAUCCCGAUCGAUAUCUAUACACUGAAAAAAUAAAAUUUAUUUGAUUCAAAUAACCGAUUAAUUGACUAUAGGUUUUUUUUUAAUUCGUUGAUGAUAAACGUUGCAAACU
Molecule: messenger RNA, 3125 nt
Organism: Leptopilina heterotoma
Lineage: Eukaryota; Metazoa; Arthropoda; Insecta; Hymenoptera; Figitidae
Product: adenosine receptor A1-like
Exons: 5
Coding region: 1314-2456 (380 amino acids)
Biological process (GO): G protein-coupled receptor signaling pathway
Cellular component (GO): membrane
Molecular function (GO): G protein-coupled receptor activity
Source: RefSeq, a predicted model, not a curated record